Messenger RNA from Ipomoea nil (Japanese morning glory), 697 nucleotides. Its product is annotated as 14 kDa proline-rich protein DC2.15-like. The transcript has a single exon. Lineage: Eukaryota; Viridiplantae; Streptophyta; Magnoliopsida; Solanales; Convolvulaceae. The coding region runs from base 72 to 464 and encodes 130 amino acids. The record is from RefSeq and is a predicted model, not a curated record.
CCUCAAGCCAAGCAAAUAGCCAUCCAUUUCUUGAGCUAAAAAAACCCUUAGUUCAAUUUGGAAAAAAAACAAUGGCUAAGGUUGCAUCACUUGCCCUUCUCCUUACUUUCAACAUCCUCCUCUUCACAAUGGUUAGCUCCACCGAUGUCCCUUGCCCACCACCGCCAUCUGGCGGCCACGGCCAUGGCCACCACCAUGGCAAGGCGAAAUGCCCUAAAGAUACACUUAAAUUGAAGGUAUGUGCCAACCUCUUGAACGACUUGGUCCACCUUGUCGUCGGCAGCCCUGCAAAGGCCCAUUGCUGCCCUCUUAUUGACGGUCUUGUGGACCUUGAUGCCGCCGUCUGCCUUUGCACCGCCAUUAAAGCUAAUGUGUUGGGUAUUAACCUUAAUGUUCCCCUCUCCCUCAGCUUGGUCCUCAACAACUGUGGAAAGAAGGUCCCAGAAGGCUUCAAAUGUGCAUAAGCUAGCCAACAGCGCAGCUUAUUAUCUUAUAUUCUUUUUAGUUUCUUUGGUUUUGGUGUGUUUAGUCUUCAGCAUUCUAGCUAGCUUAUGUUGUCUGGCUAGUUGUCGGAGAUGCUGUAAUCUUGCUUCAAUUCCUAUUGUGUUAAAUUGUUCAUGUUCUUUUCAUUAUUCAUUUGAGAGAAGCUAAGGUUUGAAUCUGCUUAUUGAAUUGGCAAUAAAAACAUUCUUUAUGA